This is a messenger RNA of Ophidiomyces ophidiicola, 474 nucleotides long. RefSeq lists its product as uncharacterized. The record is from RefSeq and is a predicted model, not a curated record. Bases 1 to 474 code for a protein of 157 amino acids. Lineage: Eukaryota; Fungi; Ascomycota; Eurotiomycetes; Onygenales; Onygenaceae. The transcript is spliced from 2 exons.
AUGAGUGGCAGGGAAAUUUGCAUCAACUCUUCCUCCCCCCGCGAAGAAGCCAUUAAGUUCGUAACAAACGACUACAAGUACCGCUUGAAAGUGGACAGCUUUAUCGACGCGGGUAGACCCAGUGGGCUGGACUCUCAUGUAGCCCCAGUUACCAGAAGUUUCCAACUGGAUCCAAAAACGAGCGAAUACAAGUGCACCUACGAGACCGCCAAAAAAGGGAUCAAAGGAACCGUCUUCGAGACAGGACAGUCGUUCACUAUUCGUGAUGACUUUGAUUUCGCCAACCCCACGUCAACAGGGAAAGGCUACCAUGUGAAUGUGCAGCUGGGGACGGAGACCAGGGCCUACUGCUCAGGUCGUUAUUCCGAGAAUGACUAUUAUGACAGGACAAAUAUGACCGGCGAGAGGUAUUUUAUUGAUGGCAAAGACGAUGCUGCGGCGUGGUACACGAGUAAUUAUUCUAUCAAGCAGUAG